Messenger RNA from Camelina sativa (false flax), 420 nucleotides. Its product is annotated as PMP3 family protein At2g24040. Lineage: Eukaryota; Viridiplantae; Streptophyta; Magnoliopsida; Brassicales; Brassicaceae. The record is from RefSeq and is a predicted model, not a curated record. Gene Ontology annotation, cellular component: membrane.
GGAUCAAAAACAUUGAGAAAUGGCGAAUGGGUGCGAGAUUUGCUGUGAAAUAAUGAUCGCCAUACUCAUCCCUCCUCUUGGGGUAUGUCUGAGGCAUGGCUGUUGCACUACGGAGUUCAUGAUAUGUCUGAUCCUAACGCUUCUGGGAUACGUACCGGGCAUCAUCUACGCACUCUAUGCAAUUGUGUACGUGGAUCGUGAUCAAUUCUUUGAUGAGUACCGUCGUCCACUUUUUUACGCCCAGUCACCUUAAUUUAUGCGUUUGCUCUUGUCUUUUUAUAUAAUGUUUUUGCUUCUUUUGUUGAUUUCGUCUUAUUCCAUUAAUUGAUUUAAGAUUCAUCAAUAUGUUUGAGGUUUUUCUUCUUCUUUCUUUAUUAAAACUCUCGUUUGUCUUGGUCACGCAUUUCUUCUUUAACAAUA